This is a messenger RNA of Verticillium dahliae VdLs.17, 957 nucleotides long. RefSeq lists its product as uncharacterized. The record is from RefSeq and is a predicted model, not a curated record. The coding region runs from base 1 to 957 and encodes 318 amino acids. The transcript has 4 exons. Lineage: Eukaryota; Fungi; Ascomycota; Sordariomycetes; Glomerellales; Plectosphaerellaceae.
AUGUCAGCACCAGGUCCGCCGUCAGGGCCUUCCCAGGUACCAAUCGAUCCAGCAAGAGCGGCGGAGAGCAACACGGCUCGUAUUGUCAGCAUUGUCACAGUAUUUCAUGUCAUUGCUUUGACGACGAUCGCAUUACGCAUCUACGCACGAGUCUGGGUCAUUCGGAAUCCUGGAGCAGAUGACUGGGUUAUGCUUCUCUGUGCUGCCUGCGCUAUGGGAGGCUGGAGCAUCUUCAUCAUACAGGCACAUUACGGACUCGGAAAACACCAGGAUACAAUCGAAACGCCCGACUUCAAGAUUUUCCAGCAUGCUGGUUUCUGGCAAUCCAUCAUCUCGGCCGCCGGGGCGCUGAUGUGGCUCAAGAUAUCCAUUGCCCUGAACCUAUUACGACUCAGUCAGAACAAGUGGUAUACUUGGUCUCUGUGGGCCACGAUCGCAUUCAACAUCUUCACUGAUGUGGUAUUGGCGACACUUCCCAUCCCCAUUAUCUGGAACCUUCAGAUGAAACGACGAGUCCGUCUCUCCGUCAUUGUCAUUCUCAGUCUAGGCUACUUCCUUCAGCUCCAAUUGGGCAUUAUCGCGGCUUGUGCACCAGCCCUCAAACCACUCGUCAGCCGCUUUCUCAAGCUCUCCACGGCUGGGGACCACCGGUAUCCCUCGGGCCGCUCCCAGCCCCCGGGGAGCAUCGGUUUGCAGACGAUAGGCGGUUCAGGGCCCGCGCGACGCCACACAAUGAAACCCAGCUUCGAAUCAGACGAGAGGGUCAGUGGGGGUAGCGACGGCGGCAGUCUGGGCGGCGCGGGCUCCAAGGGGCAGAACGAGAUCUCUGUCCAGGGAGCAUUCUACAAGCAUGGCGAAGGGGGCAGCGAAGAGAGGAUCCUGGAGGAUCAAUCGGGGCGUAUGGGGCCGCAGCGGGUAAAAGGGAUUAUGCGGACCACCGAGGUGAUCGUCCAGUAA